AUGUGUAUGCAGAAAGUUCAAAAGGGUUUGCUGGGCAUUACCUUGAACAAUGACUGGUUUUUGCCAGCAAAUGACAACAUAACAGAUCGAGAAGCUGCACGUAGAGCCCUUGACUUCAGGUUUGGAUGGUAUAUGGAUCCUCUCACAAAAGGUGAGUAUCCAACAAGCAUGCAACACUUGGUGGGAAACCGUCUACCAAGGUUCUCCAAAGAAGAAGCCAAACAACUCAAAGGGUCGUUUGAUUUUCUGGGUCUAAACCACUAUGCAACCGUUUAUGCUGGCCAUGCACCUCGUCUACGUGGUUCCAAACCAUCCCUUCUAAAUGAUCCUCUUGUUUAUACUACAAGUAAUUAUCACUUCUCUUGA
Messenger RNA from Sphenostylis stenocarpa, 366 nucleotides. NCBI's taxonomy places the organism in Eukaryota, Viridiplantae, Streptophyta, Magnoliopsida, Fabales, Fabaceae. The record is from the annotation of a GenBank genome assembly.